This is a messenger RNA of Thlaspi arvense, 2977 nucleotides long. Lineage: Eukaryota; Viridiplantae; Streptophyta; Magnoliopsida; Brassicales; Brassicaceae. The record is from the annotation of a GenBank genome assembly.
AUUUGCAAAAGAAGAUUCGCCUUGGGCAUCGCCGACCCGAGUUCACGGCUCACCAAGUCAUCACACAUCGCGUUAUGUCGAAUACGCUGACUUCGAUUCAAAGCAAUGCGUCGAAUCCGAAGGUAUGGGUAGUGAUCGGUGUGACGGUGGCCGGGAUCGUGAUUCUGGCGGAGACCCGUAAGCGGCGGAUUAAAGCCCGUAGAGAAGAGGACUUUGGUGCUUUCUUAGAUCGUUUCGAACUUCUCCCUUUUCCCCCGCCGCCUCCUCCUGCCGCCAAACAAUCCCUUUCCGGUCUUACUCUCUCCAUCUCCGACGCGUUCGAUGUUAAGGAUUAUAUCACAGGAUUUGGUAGUCCACAAUGGAAGAAGACUCACGAGGCUGCAGAGGAAACUGCUGUGGUUGUAACAACGCUCUUGAAAAAUGGAGCUACUUGUGUUGCCAAGACAAUCAUGGAUGAGAUGGGUUUUGGGAUAACUGGUGAAAACAAGCACUAUGGCACUCCUAUAAAUCCGUUAAUGCCAUCUAAUGUUCCUGGAGGCUGUUCCAGUGGCUCAGCAGUUUCUGUUGGAGCUGAACUCGUUGACUUCGCACUUGGUAUCGAUACCACUGGCGGUGUUAGAAUCCCAGCAUCAUUUUGUGGCAUUCUCGGCUUCCGACCAUCUCAAGGUACUGUUACUUCAGUUGGAGUCUUGCCCAAUUCCCAGAGCCUAGAGACUGUUGGAUGGUUUGCCCGUGACCCAUCUGUUUUGUGUCAAGUUGGGCAUGCCUUGCUUAAUCUGAGUGCAGUAACACAUAAAAGGCAGAGAUCUUUAAUCUUCGCUGAUGAUUUAUUCGAGCUCUGUGAUAUUCCUAAGCAAAAGUCAGUGCAUGUUGUCAGAAAGGCAAUCGAAAAUCUAUCUGGCUACCAAACUCCAAAACAUAUCAGCGUUGGUCAAUAUGUCGCUUCAAAUGUACCAAGUCUAGCGGAAUUCUGUGAGCAAUCUAGAAAAUCGCCGAAUUCAGCAUCAACUCUGAGGGCUCUUUCAUCUGUGAUGUUGUCAAUACAAAGGCAUGAGUUUAAAACAAAUUAUGAAGAAUGGUCGCAAACAUGCAAAUCGUUUCUAGGGCCAAGGUUAUCCAAUGAUGUUGUUGCAGCUCUGAAGAGCAGAAACGAAGGCAUUAAAUCCCUCUACAGAGUGAAAACUGAGAUGCGAGCCGCCAUUCAGAGCCUUCUAAAGGAAGAUGGAAUUCUGGUGAUCCCCACAGUCGCUGAUCCCCCGCCAAAGCUUAACACAAAGAACAAGGACGCUGUGAAAGAGUUUCUUGACCGAAAUUAUGCACUCUCAAGCAUUGCUAGCAUGUCUGGGUGUUGUCAGGUUACAAUUCCUUUAGGGAAACAUGGUGACUAUCCAAUAUCCGUGUCUUUCCUUACUUACUAUGGAGGCGAUAAGUUCCUUCUGGAUACAAUUCUCGAUGUAUAUGCGUCGCUUCAGGACCAAGCCGACAUUGCAUCUAGCUUAGCUCCCGUGACUGACUCCAAUGGUAUGGGGGCUUCUGAAGUUAUGAAGGAAAAGGGAAAUGCUGCAUUCAAGGGGAGACAAUGGAGUAAGGCAGCAAGUUUUUAUACUGAAGCUAUCAAAUUGAAUGGAGCAAAUGCUACUUAUUUCUGCAAUAGAGCUGCAGCCUACUUGGAACUUGGCCGCUUCCAACAAGCUGAGGAAGAUUGUACCGAGGCUGUAUUGAUCGACAAGAAGAAUGUAAAAGCAUAUUUGAGACGAGGGACUGCUAGAGAAUCACUUAUACGGUACAAGGAAGCUGCUGCAGAUUUCAGGCACGCAUUGGUACUUGAACCCCAAAACAAGACGGCGAAGAUUGCUGAGAAGCGUCUCCGAAAACUCAUGAUACUUUAUACAAUUUCAAUAAUCCACAGCUUCACGGCGUCGCGCGAUUGGUUAUUCCGGCAAUCAUUCGCAAACGCCGGUCUUCGUUCCGUCACCACCGAUCUCUCCUACGGAAAUUCGAUCGCGUCGACGGCUAUGCAUUGCUGGAUCCCUAAAUCCCCAAGUCGAUCCAAACCGAAUCUCCUCCUCGUCCACGGAUUCGGAGCAAACGCAAUGUGGCAAUACGGAGAACAUCUCCGAGCUUUCACCGGCCGAUACAACGUCUACGUUCCCGAUCUCCUCUUCUUCGGACUGUCUUCCACAUCGGAACCGAACCGAACGGAAUCAUUCCAGGCUCGAUGUUUGAUGAGGUUAAUGGAAGCGCACGGAGUCCAGAGGAUGAACAUUGUCGGGAUUAGCUACGGUGGAUUCGUUGGGUACAGUUUAGCGGCGCAGUUCCCGGAGAAAGUGGAGAAGCUGGUGCUAUGCUGCGCCGGGGUUUGCUUGGAGGAGAAAGAUAUGGAGGAUGGGUUGUUCAAGGUUCCGAAUCUAGAAGAAGCCACCGGGAUUCUGAUUCCUCAGACGCCGGAAAAGCUUAAGGAACUCAUUAGAUUCUCUUUCGUCAAGCCGAUCAAAGGCGUUCCAUCGUUUUUUCUCUGGGAUUUUAUCGACGUAAUGUGUACGGAGUUUGUAGAGGAGAAGCGAGAUUUGAUCAAAUCAAUACUCAAAGAUCGGAGACUUUCAGAUCUUCCUAGGAUCAAACAGAAAUCUUUGAUCAUAUGGGGAGAAGAAGAUCAAAUAUUUCCACUGGAACUAGGUUACAGAUUGAAAAGGCAUAUAGGAGAAAAUGCAGAGAUAGUGGUGAUCAAGAAGGCAGGACAUGCUGUGAAUUUGGAGAAGUCCAAAGAGUUCCUCAAGCACUUGAAGUCUUUCCUCAUUGAUUCUUUAUGAUUACUGUUUUAUUUAUUCCUUUUCUGUAACGAUACACUAUUUUUCGUUACUGCACAUUGAAAGUUUUCUCUCAAACACGAUUGUUUAAUUUACAACAGGCAUUAGUGAUUCAAAACAGGUAUAGUUUGAUGAGACAAUUUUUAACUUGCAAGAACCUGGUAAAUAAU